Capronia epimyces CBS 606.96 is the source of this 2562-nucleotide messenger RNA. RefSeq lists its product as uncharacterized. The record is from RefSeq and is a predicted model, not a curated record. Bases 1 to 2562 code for a protein of 853 amino acids. NCBI's taxonomy places the organism in Eukaryota, Fungi, Ascomycota, Eurotiomycetes, Chaetothyriales, Herpotrichiellaceae. The transcript has a single exon.
AUGGAGCAAGAGGAGAUCGAGGAAUGGAUCAACUACCUGGAGAAGCCUAUCGGCGAUUACUUGUGGUAUGAGCUCGACUUGCCGCGGGACCAGCACUGGAAGAUAUGGGCGGCCAUCUACCUGCCCAUAUCCGGCUACCUGAUGUACUCCAUCCUCCGAUUCGGGAGCCGCGUCUUGGAUGACCCCGAAGGGUACUUCGUGGGCAUAAUUAACUCGACGGUGAAUGGACUUUGUUGGUUUGCAACCUCUCUCUGGGCCAUUGUCAAGGGCGUGUUCGCGCGCACCAUCUUGGUGGGCUAUCACCGAUGGUGCCAGGGUCCCUGGAGAGGCCUCUGCAACGGCAUCGAAGAGGCAGUGGCGAGGCUGCCGGCCCCUGAGCCAGGGUUCGUCCCCGGGGGGUUCCAACAAGACAUCAACGAGCAGGAGUUUCGUGUGCUGACCGAACUCCGGGCCAACGACUUGAAAGCCCGCGAUGCGGCAGAGGAGAAGAACGCUCGGCUGGUGACUGAGCUGGGCAAUCUUCGGGCAGCAGUGGCCUCUCUCGAAAAGAAACUGGAGGAGGCCAACAAGCGCGCAGAGCAGGCCGACAAACGGGCAGACGAGGCCGAAUACAACCAGAUCUCCUGGGCGGUCGCGCCCCGCAGACAGAAGGCCCGGCCAGGGCGUCUCCCAUUCGAGGAGAUACUUUCCGCUCCCUCUUCGCCGGACGCGGAUGAGGUGGUCACGCCGACCAUUCUAGGGCGUCUCCGACGUCUUGAGAAAGAGGCCGAGGAGAAAGACGCCGAGGUCGAUGACCUGCUAGAAGAGCUGGCCGAAGCCAGAAAGACUGCGGUGGCAGUCACUGUUCCGGUCCCGAUGCCGGUGGUCGUCGACACCACCGAAGUCGGCGUGCAGACGGAGGACCUUCCCCUUCCUGAAAAGGAAGUGGAAGUCUUCUCCCCUGUCUACGCCGACCAGGAGGUUCAGACGGACCUUCCUCUUCCUGAGGAAGUGUCUCCUGUCGCCGAAAAGGCGGCAGCAUACGUCGACACCACCGACGCCGGGGUCCAGACAGACCCUGUCCCUGUCCCUGCACCUGCCCCCGCCCCGGUCCCCGUCCCUUCCCCUGUCGCCGCCACAGCCACCAUCGAGUACCAGAUGCUGGAGGAGGAACUCGAAGCAGCCAAGGCUGCACAGGAGUCCCGCGAUGCGGAGGCUCGGUCUUUGAAGGCUGGGCAGGAGGAACUCGACUCGAAAAUCCAGUCGAUGACUGGUGAGCUGGCCACUGCUCAGAAUGCCAUUGCCGCCAUCAGCCAGGAGCUGACCGAGAGCCGGGCUCGCUUCGGCAGCCUUGAAUACGCCUACAACCAAACGGCAGCAACUCUCGGGGCCUGCGACCAGGCGAGACAAGAAGCCGUCGCUCGAGUGGCCGAGCUCCAGGCGGUAAACAACCAGGGCAAUGCAGAGUUGGCACAACAGCGGGAAGCGGUGGCCGAGCUCCAAAAGAGCCUUGAAGCCGCGACCCAGAGCCAGCUGCAGUUGGAGGAGAGCUUCCAGACCGGCCGCCAGCAAUUCGAGGCGGAGAGACUUCAGUUCGAUGAACUGAAGAGGAAGCACGACGAGGAAGUCGCCGAAAAGGUGGCACAAGCCUCUCACGAGGAGAAACUCGUCGUGGCCGGUCGGCAAUUGGAAGCCGAGAACAACGCCCUGAAGAUGAGGGUGGAUGCCCUGGAAUGGUCCGGGAAGAAGCUUGCAGGGGAGUUGCGCGAUGCGCAGGCGGCGUCCGCCACCAAGGACGAGGAAAUCCGCCGACUGAGAGAGCAAGCGGGCCAGACCGGGGCAGGGGCCAUGGACGUGGACAAGUCGUCGAAGAACGUGCUGGCAGCGGCGGCUCUCCCCCAGACUCCGGCAGGCAAGGCUAUGGGCUCGUCGCCAUCGUCACGAGCCUCCAGCGCCGGAGGAGCAACACCCAAGCUGGGAGAGUCGCCGCUCAUAUCGCGACCCCGACCGUCGCCCAUCAGCAGGGGCGUGAUCGAGACGUACCAGCACGUGAUCGACGACUUGACGCGCAAGAACAAGGCGCUGGUGGAGGAGAAGGCGCGGGUGGAGGAGUCGGAGAAGGGGCUGCGGGAGGCGCGCGACGGCCUCGAGGUGGAACUGGCCCUUUUGAAGGAGCUGCACGAGGAGGACGAGCUCGAGGCCCAGGCAGAAAUGCGGGCCCAGCUCAACAAACACCGGGCCGAGCUCGGCGACAUGGAGUGGCAGCUCCGGACAAAGGAGAUCGACCUGACCGUCGCCAGCAACAAGAUGGAGGUCGCCAGGAUCCAGUACGAGGCCGAGAAGCGCGCCGUGGAGGAGUUGAGGGGCCAGGUUGGGCCAGGGCAGGGGCAGGGUUCGGCCGGGCGGGAUCAGCACAGCCCGCGCAAGGGGAAGCGCGUGGCCAGCGAGUCCAGCCUGGUGCUGAAGGAGGCCAAGAAGCCCAUGGUGGAGGAGAAGGGCGAGGAGGCCGAGCGCGAUGCGCAAUGGGCCCUGGUGGUGGCGGCAGAGGAGGAGGAGGAGGAGGAGGUCUCGGAGGAGGAAUAG